Propithecus coquereli (Coquerel's sifaka) is the source of this 1413-nucleotide messenger RNA. RefSeq names its product protein phosphatase 1, regulatory subunit 32 (gene SAXO4). The record is from RefSeq and is a predicted model, not a curated record. Lineage: Eukaryota; Metazoa; Chordata; Mammalia; Primates; Indriidae. The transcript has 13 exons. The coding region runs from base 126 to 1403 and encodes 425 amino acids. Gene Ontology annotation, molecular function: phosphatase binding.
UGUUUCUCCUGCCCGGGCCAGUGCGGGAGGGCCCCGGCUUCUCUGGAGAAGCUCCUGCCUCCUGCAGCCUCUCCCCAACCUCAGAGCCGCCGCGAAGGGCAGGCUCCGGGCCCUGCCCCAGCAUCAUGAUGGGGAAACUCCCCCUGGGGGUUGUCUCCCCUUACGUGAAGAUGAGUUCGGGGGGCUGCACGGACCCCCUGAAGUUCUACGCCACCAGCUACUGCACAGCCUACGGCCGGGAGGAUUUCAAGCCCCAAGCAGGCAGCCACGUGGGCACAGGAUACAAAUCAAACUACCGGCCCGUGGUCUCCUACCAAGCCAGUCUGGACGCCCUGGACAACCCCGCCAUGGGGGAACAAGUCCGGGGCAAUUAUCAGACAGUGACCAGUCAGAGCUACUGUCCCCUGGAGGUGCCAGAUGGCAAGUACCCACUCCCCUGGAACAUGCACCAGACCGGCUCUGGCUACAGCCGGGAGAAGCCCGGUGCAAGCGUGCCCACCAAGGAGGUCAGGAAGGUCCAUUUCGACACCCAGGAGCACGGGCCCCAGGCCAUCACGGGGCUGGAGCCCAGGGACGGGCCCCUGCUCCACCAGCGGCAGGGCAAGGACUCGCUGGAGUGGGAGAACUGGCGACACGGCCCGCGCUUCAUGACUUCUGAGUACAACUCCAAGUAUCUCAGGGAGCCAUCAAACCAGCCAGAUCUCUUGCAGAAGAAAUCAGUCGGGGCCAAGGAGAACACUGGCUUCACCGAAGGGUCCAACGAGAACCCCAUCGUCUUCCAGCCACCCUCCCAGGCCCUCCCUGGGGACCCUACCCUCCUCCCAGGCCGGAGUGUCACCAAGUCGGACUUCCUCCCCAUGACCCACCCGCAUGGAGACGAGUUCCUGCCCGUGCUGCCCAGAGGCUCGGAGCGGGAGACGGGCUUCAGUCGAGUGAACGAAAGGACCCUGAACCCCAGAGUGCCCCCUCCCGGCCCAGAGCUCAGCAGCACGAGCCACCGGCAGUUCCAGCCACCCCAGCGGGUGCAACAGACAAACGUUGCCCUGCUUGGCCGCGAGACUGUGGGGAAGAAGGAGCCCACAGGCUUCAGCAUCAACAACCCCAGCUAUGUCUGGAGCCCCCACGACCCUGACAGGGAUAAUCGGUACCUGACCACCUACAACCAAGGGUACUUUGAGAACAUCCCCAAGGGGCUGGACCGGGAAGGCUGGACUCGAGGGGGCAUCCAGCCCCAGACGCCGGGAGGCUACACCCUCAACCAGCCGGUCACCCGCAUGGAGGCCACCCCCAACCCCACGGAGAGCCUGCGGCGCCUGCACCCCCACGUGGGAAGAACUCUGACCUCAGUCGACCCCUUCUACCGAGACACACCUCAUAGCAGCCGCUUCGUGGCACCCAGCUGAGCCUGAGGCC